Manis javanica (Malayan pangolin) is the source of this 12261-nucleotide messenger RNA. NCBI's taxonomy places the organism in Eukaryota, Metazoa, Chordata, Mammalia, Pholidota, Manidae. The record is from RefSeq and is a predicted model, not a curated record.
GGGCUGGGACACACCUACUCUGACUUUCUCAGCAGCCUCUUCAGAGCGCCUGCCUUCCUACUCCGUGUGUCUGCACUCCCUCCCCAGCUUGUCUGUCAGCUUGGUGCUUGUGAAAGGGGCUCCAGCCCAGCGGCCGACCCUGGGGCACUCUCCCCUACCUGAGGGGCGCAGGGUUUCAGGAGUUUUUCCAACAUGAUUAUUGCCUUGUUGGGUUUUGUCAUUUUCUUGCUCAAUUGUACGACCUGUGAGAAGCCUCUAGAAGGGAACAACUCCUCCUCAGCCUGGCACUUCACACACUCACUUUAUAAUGCGACCAUUUAUGAAAACUCUGCUCCCAAGACCUAUGUGGAGAGCUCUGUGAAAAUGGGCAUUUACCUCACCCAGCCCCAGUGGACAGCGAGGUACCGGAUCAUCUCUGGGGAUGUGGCCAAUGUGUUUAAAACAGAGGAGUAUGUGGUGGGCAACUUCUGCUUUCUGAGAAUAAGGACAAAGAGCAGCAACACGGCCCUUCUGAAUAGGGAAGUGCGAGACAGCUACACCCUCAUCGUCCAAGCCACCGAGAAGAACUUGGAGUUAGAGGCUUUGACCCUGGUGGUGGUCCACAUCCUGGACCAGAAUGAUCUGAAGCCCCUCUUCUCCCCACCUUCAUACCGAGUCACCAUCUCUGAGGACAUGUCCUUCAAGAGCCCCAUCUGCAAGGUGACUGCCACGGACGCUGAUCUGGGCCAGAAUGCCAAGUUCUAUUAUGCCUUUAAUACAAGGUCAGAGAUGUUUGCCAUCCAUCCCACCAGCGGUGUGGUUACCUUGGCUGGGAAGCUCAAUGUCACCCAGAGAGGGAAGUAUGACCUCCAGUUACUGGCUGUGGACCGCAUGCGGAAAAUCUCUGAGGGCAACGGAUUUGGCAAUGUGGCUGGGCUUGUCAUCCAUGUGGAUCCUGCCCUCAGGAAGCCCCCAGCCAUCAUCUCCGUGGCAGUGGCUCCACCGGACAGCAGUGAAGGUGCCACCUAUGCCACUGUAGUGGUAGAUGCAAACGACUCAGGCGCUCAAGUGGACUCACUGGAAAUUGUUGCUGGUGAUGCCGGAAAGUACUUCAAAGUCAUCAAGUCUUACGCCCAGAGCAAUGAGUUCAUUUUAGUGUCUGUCAGAGACAUCAACUGGUUGGAAUACCCCCAUGGAUUCAACCUCAGCCUGCAGGCCAGGAGUAGAAACAGGCCUUCUUUUUAUUCCCAGAUCAGGGGCUUUCACCUACCCCCUUCCAAACUGGCUUCCCUCAGAUUUGAGAAGACUGUUUACAGGGUGCAGCUUCGUGAGUUCUCCCCUCCUGGAAGCCAUGUGGUGGUGGUGAAAGUAACCCAAGCUCUCCCCAACCUGCAGUACAUCCUAAAGCCAUCCUCAGAGAGUGCAGGGUUCAAACUUAAUGCUCGCACUGGCCUCAUCACUACCACGAAGCUCAUGGACUUCAGUGACCGAGCCCACUACCAGCUGCACAUCAGAACCUCACCGGCCCUGGCCUCCACGACUGUGGUCAUCGACCUCAUAGACUCUAACAACCAUGCUCCCAUCUUCAAUAGGUCUUCCUAUGAUGGCACCUUUGAUGAGAACAUCCCUCCAGGCACCAGUGUUUUGACUGUUAAUGCCAUAGACCGGGAUCACGGAGAGAAUGGAUAUGUCAGCUAUUCCAUCACUCAUCCAAAAGCUGUGCCCUUUUCUAUCGACCCUUACUCGGGGGUCAUCUCUACCUCCAAACCCAUGGACUAUGAGCUCAUGAAAAGAAUUUAUACCUUCCGGGUACGGGCAUCAGAUUGGGGGUCCCCCUUUUGCCAGGAAAAGGAAGUGUCUGUUUCUCUUAGGCUCAAGAACUUGAAUGACAACAAGCCUAUGUUUGAGGAAGUCAACUGUACCGGGUCUAUCUAUGAAGACUGGCCAGUGGGAAAAUCACUAAUGACUAUGUCAGCAAUAGAUGUGGAUGAGCUUCAGAACCUAAAAUAUGAGUUUGUAUCAGGCAAUGAACUAGAAUAUUUUGAUCUAAAUCAUUUCUCUGGAGUGAUAUCCCUCAAACGCUCUUUUAUGAAUCAUACUACUGGUCAACCCAUCACCUAUUCCCUGAAAAUUACAGCCUCAGAUGGAAAAAACUAUGCCUCACCCACAACUUUGAAUAUUACUGUAGUGAAGGACCCUCAUUUUGAAGUCCCUGUAACAUGUGAUAAAACAGGGGUAUUGGCACAUUUUACAAAGACCAUCCUCCACUCUGUUGGGCUUCAGAACCAGGACUUCAAUGAUUGGGACUUCACUUCCUUAAGCACAUAUCAGAUCAAUCAUCAUACCCCCCAGUUUGAAGAGCACUUCCCACAGUCCAUCAACGUCCUUGAAAGUGUUCCUCUCAGCACCCCCCUGGCUCGUCUUGCAGCCACUGAUCCUGACCCUGGCUUUAAUGGCAAACUGGUCUAUGUGAUUGCAGAUGGUGAUGAAGGGGGAUGCUUUGAGAUUGAGCUGGAGACAGGGCUGCUCACUGUAGCUGCCCCCUUGGACUAUGAAACCACAAGUUUCUACAUCCUCAAUGUAACAGUGUAUGACCUGGGCAUACCCCAAAAGUCCUCCUGGAAGCUGCUGACGGUGAAUGUGAAAGACUGGAAUGACAAUGCACCCAAAUUUCCUCCUGGUGGGUACCAGAUAAGCAUUUCAGAGGACACAGAAGUUGGAACCACAGUUGCAGAGCUGAAAGCAAAAGAUGCUGACUCAGAUGACAAUGGAAGGGUUCGCUAUACCUUGCUAAGCCCCACGGAGAAGUUCUCCCUCCAUCCCCUCACUGGGGAACUGGUUGUCACAGGACAGCUGGACCGAGAAUCAGAACCUCAGUACAUACUCAAGGUGGAGGCCAGGGAUCAGCCCAGGAAGGGCCACCAGCUCUUCUCUGUCACUGACCUGAUGGUCACAUUGGAAGAUGCCAAUGACAAUGCUCCCCAGUGUAUCAUGGAACUCAGAAGACUGAAAGUCCCAGAGGACCUACCCCUAGGAACUAUCCUAACAUUUCUGGAUGCUUUUGAUCCUGACUUGGGCCCUGCAGGAGAAGUGCGAUAUGUCCUGUUAGAUGAUGCCCAUGGGACCUUCCAGGUGGACCUGAUGACCGGUGCACUCAGUCUGGAGAGAGAGCUGGACUUUGAGAGGUGGGCUGGGUAUAAUCUGAGCCUGUGGGCCAGUGACAGUGGGAGGCCCCUGGCCCAUAAGACCCUCUGCCACGUGGAGGUAAUAGUUCUGGAUGUGAACGAGAAUCUCCACCCUCCCCGCUUCGCCUCCUUUGUGCACCAGGGCCAGGUGCAGGAAAACAGCCCCUUGGGAACCCAAGUGAUGGUAGUGGCUGCCCAAGAUGACGACAGUGGCUUGGAUGGGGAGCUCCAGUACUUCCUGCAGGCUGGCACCAGUCUUGCAGCCUUUAGCAUCAACCAAGACACAGGAAUGAUUCAGACUCUGGCAGCCCUGGACCGAGAAGUUGUGUCCCGCUACUGGCUGACGGUACUGGCAGUGGAUAAGGGUUCCACACCCCUCUCCUCUGUAACGGAAGUCUACAUUGAGGUUAUGGAUGUCAACGACAACGCCCCCCGGAUGUCCAGACCCGUCUUUUACCCCUCUGUCUGGGAGGAUGCACCCUUGCACACCUCUGUGCUCCAGCUGGAUGCCUGGGACCCAGACUCCAGCUCCAAAGGGAAGCUGACCUUCAAUAUCACCAGUGGGAACCAUAUGGAAUACUUUGCUAUUCACCCUCUCACAGGUCUCCUCUCCACGGCCCGGCAGCUGGACCGAGAGAGCAAGGAAGAGCACAUUCUGGAGGUGGCUGUGCUGGACAAUGGGGAGCCCUCUCUAAGGUCCACCUCCAGGGUGGUGGUCCACAUCUUGGAUGUCAAUGACAGUCCCCCUGUGUUCCCCCACAAGCUCUUCAGUGUCCGCCUUCCAGAGAGGCUAAGCCCUGUGACCCCCGGGCCUGUGUACAGGCUGGUGGCUUCCGACCAGGAUAAGGGUCUCAAUGGCAAGAUCACCUACAGCAUCGAGGAGAGCGGUGAGGGGGACUUCAGCAUCGACGCACUCACAGGCAUGGUGUCGUCCCACAGCGUCUUCACAGCUGGAGAGUACACCAUCCUGACGAUCAAGGCAACAGACUGUGGACAGCCACCACUCUCAGCCAGCGUCCGGCUGCACAUCGAGUGGAUCCCCCGGCCCCGGCCCACCUCCGUACCACUGGUCUUUGAUGAGUCCCACUACAGCUUUACUGUCAUGGAGACAGACCCUGUGAACCACAUGGUGGGGGUCGUCAGUGUUGAAGGCCGGCCUGGCCUCUUUUGGUUCAAUAUCUCAGGUGGGGACAAGGACAUGGAUUUUGACAUUGAGAAGACCACGGGCAGCAUCAUCAUUGCCAAGCCUCUUGAUACAAGGAGGAGGUCAAGCUAUAACUUGACUGUGGAGGUGACCGACGGAUCCCACAUUAUUGCCACACAGGUCUACAUCUUCAUGAUUGCCAGUGUUAAUCACCAUCGGCCCCAGUUUCUGGAAGCUCAUUAUGAGGUCAGAGUUCCCCAGGACACACUGCCUGGGGUUGAGCUUCUCCAAGUACAGGCCACAGAUGAAGACAAGGGCAAGGGCCUCAUCUACACCAUCUAUGGCAGCCAAGACCCAGGAAGUGCCAGCCUCUUCCAGCUGGACCCAAGCAGUGGUGUCCUAGUAACUGUAGGGAAACUGGACCUGGGCUCGGGACCUUCUCAGCACACGCUGACAGUUAUGGUCCGAGACCAGGAGAUGCCCAUCAAGAGGAACUUUGUGUGGGUGUUCAUUCACAUGCAAGACGGAAACCUACACACACCCCGCUUCACCCAGCUCCACUACGAGGCAAGUGUUCCUGACACCACGGCCCCCGGCACAGAGCUGCUGCAGGUCCGAGCCAUGGAUGGUGACUGGGGAGCCAGCGCUAAGGCCCACUACUCCCUCCUCAAAGGAAACAGUGAAGGUUUCUUCAACAUCAAUGCCCUACUGGGCAUUAUCACUCUAGCCCAGAAACUUGAUCAGGCAAAUCAUGCCCGGUAUACUCUGACAGUGAAGGCAGAAGACCAAGGUUCUCCACAGCGGCAUGACCUGGCUACAGUGAUCAUUCGUGUCUACCCUUCAGAAAGCAGCACCCCCAUCUUUUCAACAGCUGAAUUUUUUGUAGAGAUCCCUGAAUCAAUCCCUGUUGGUUCCCCAAUCCUUCUUGUCUCGGCUACAAGCUCCUCAGAAGUUACUUACGAGUUAAGAGAGGGAAACAUUGAUGGUGUAUUCUCCAUGAACUCAUAUUCUGGCCUCAUUUCCACCCAGAAGAACUUGGACCAUGAGAAAAUUUCAUCUUACCAGCUGAAAAUCCGAGGCAGCAAUAUGGCAGGUGCAUAUACCGAUAUCAUGGCUCUUGUUUACAUCAUUGAUGAAAAUGACAAUGCUCCCAUGUUCUUAAAGUCGAUCUUUGUGGGCCAAAUUAGUGAAGCAGCUCCACUGUACAGCAUGAUCAGGGAUGAAAACAACAACCCCCUUGUGAUUCGUGCUUCUGAUAGUGACAAGGAAGCUAAUUCCUUGUUGUUCUAUGAAAUUUUGGAGCCAGAGGCUUUGAAGUUUUUCAAAAUUGAUCACAGCAUGGGAACCCUAACCAUCAUAUCAGAGAUGGAUUAUGAGAGCAUGCCCAUUUUCCAAUUCAGUGUCUAUGUCCAUGACCAAGGAAGCCCCAUUUUAUUUGCACUCAAGCCUGUCCAGGUCAUCAUCUAUGUCAGAGAUGUAAAUGACUCUCCUCCCAGGUUCUUAGACCAGAUAUAUGAUGUAGCAGUGGUGGGGCCCAUUCAUCGGGGUAUGGAGCUCCUCAUGGUGCAGGCCAAGGACAAUGACUCAGACGUCAGUUAUAGCAUCAAAACUGGCAAUGCUGAUGAAGCUGUUGUCAUCCAUCCCAUCACUGGUCUCAUAUCUGUAUUGAAUCCUGCUUUCCUGAGACUCUCUCGAGAGCUCACCAUCAGGGCUUCUGAUGGCCUAUAUCAAGACACUGCACUGGUAAAAAUUUCUUUGACACAAGCCCUUAACAUGAGCUUACACUUUGAACAUGAUGUCUAUAGGGCAACAGUGAAGGAGAACUUAGAGGACAGAAAGGCACUGGUGAUUCUUGGUGCCCAGGGCAAUCAUUUGAAUGACACCCUUUCCUACUUCCUCUUAAACGGCACAGAUAUGUUUUGUAUGGUCAAGUCAGCAGGUGUGUUGCAGACAAGAGGGGUGCCGUUUGACCGAGAACAGCAGGAUACUCAUGAGGUUGCAGUGGAAUUGAGGGACAAUCGGACCCCUCAGCGGGUGGCUCAGGCUCUGGUCAGAGUCUCUGUUGAGGAUGUCAAUGACAAUCACCCUGAAUUUAAGCAUCUGCCCUAUUACACAACCAUCCAAGAUGGCACAGAGCCAGGUGAUGUCCUCUUUCAGGUAUCUGCCACUGACCAGGAUUUGGGGGUAAAUGGUGCUGUCACAUAUGCCUUUUCAGAAGAUUACACCUAUUUUCGAGUUGACCCCUAUCUUGGGGAUAUAUCACUAAAGAAACCCUUUGAUUAUCAAGCUUUAAAUAAGUAUCACCUCAAAGUCAUUGCUCAAGAUGGAGGAACCCCAUCCCUCCAGACUGAGGAAGAGGUACUUGUCACCGUGAGAAAUAAAUCCAACCCACUGUUUCAGAGUCCUUACUACAAAGUCAGAGUGCCUGAAAAUAUCACACUCUAUACCCCAAUUCUCCACACCCAGGCCCGGAGUCCAGAGGGACUCCGGCUUAUCUACAACAUUGUGGAAGAAGAGCCCUUGAUGCUGUUCACCACUGACUUUAAGACUGGGGUCCUAACAGUAACAGGUCCUUUGGACUAUGAGUCUAAAACCAAACACGUAUUCACAGUCAGAGCCACAGACACAGCACUGGGGUCAUUUUCUGAAGCCACUGUGGAAGUCCUGGUGGAGGACAUUAAUGAUAAUCCUCCCACUUUCUCCCAAUUGGUCUAUACAGUGUCAGUCUCAGAAGGCUUGCCUGCUCAGACCCCUGUGAUCCAACUGUCAGCUUCUGACUGGGACUCUGGGCAGAACUGUGAUGUCUCCUAUCAGAUUGUAGAAGAUGGCUCAGAUGUUUCCAAAUUCUUCCAGAUCAAUGGAAGCACAGGGGCCAUGUCCACAGUUCAAGAGCUGGAUUAUGAAGCACAACAAUAUUUUCAUGUGAAGGUCAGGGCUAUAGAUAGAGGUAACCCGCCACUCACUGGUGAAACCCUUGUGGUUAUCAAUGUGUCUGACAUCAAUGACAACCCCCCAGAGUUCAGGCAACCUCAGUAUGAAGCCAAUGUCAGUGAGCUAGCUACCUGUGGACACCUGGUUCUCAAAGUCCAAGCUCUUGACCCUGACAGCAGGGACACAUCCCGCCUGGAGUACCUGAUUCUUUCUGGCAAUCAGGAUCGGCAUUUUUCCAUUAAUAGUUCAUCAGGAAUAAUUUCAAUGUUAAACCUUUGCAAAAAACACCUAGACUCUUCUUACAAUUUAAGGGUAGGUGCUUCUGAUGGGGUUUUCCAAGCAACUGUACCUGUGUAUAUCAACACUACAAAUGCCAACAAGUAUAGCCCAGAAUUCCAGCAGCAUAUUUAUGAGGCAGAAUUAGUGGAGAAUGCAAAGGUGGGAACCAAGGUGAUUGAGUUGCUAGCCGUAGACAAAGAUAGUGGUCCCUAUGGCACAGUAGAUUAUACCAUCAUCAAUAAACUAGCAGGUGAGAAGUUCUCCAUAAACCCCCAUGGCCAGGUCACCACUCUGCAGGAACUGGAUCGGGAAAAUUCAACAGAAAGAGUCAUCGCUAUUAAGGUCAUGGCUCAGGACGGGGGAGGAAGAGUGGCUUUCUGCACUGUGAGGAUCAUCCUCACAGAUGAAAAUGACAACCCCCCACGGUUCAAAGCAUCUGAGUACCUGUUGUCCAUUCAAUCCAAUGUCAGCAAAAACUUCCCAGUUAUCCAGGUGCUGGCCUCUGAUGCAGAUGAAGGUCAGAAUGCAGACGUCACCUACUCAGUGGACUCAGUGGAGCACUUGGAUGAAGAGGUCAUUGAAAUCAACCCAAUCACUGGUGUAGUCAAGGUGAAAGAGAGCCUGGUCGGACUGGAAAAUCGGGCCUUUGACUUAAAAAUAAAAGCCCAAGAUGGGGGCCCUCCUCACUGGAACUCUCUGGUGCUGUUACGACUUCAGGUGGUUCCUAACGAAGUAUCCUUGCCCAAAUUUUCUGAACCUCUGUAUACUUUCUCUGCAUCUGAGGACCUUCCAGAGGGGUCCGAACUUGGUGCUGUUAGAGCAGUGGCAGCUCAAGAUCCAGUCAUUUACAGUCUAGUGCAGGGCACCACACCCGAGAGCAACAAGGAUGGCAUCUUCUCCCUGGACCAAAACACAGGAGUUCUAAAGGUGAGGAAGGCCAUGGACUAUGAAUCCACCAAAUGGUACCAGAUUUAUUUGAUGGCACAUUGUCCCCAUAAUGACACUCACUUGGUUUCCUUGGUCUCUGUCAACAUCCAAGUAAAGGAUGUCAAUGACAAUAGGCCUAUAUUUGAGGCUGAUCCAUAUAAAGCUGUCCUCACUGAGAAUAUGCCUGUGGGGACUGCAGUCAUUCAAGUGACUGCCAAUGACCAGGACACUGGGCAUGAUGGCCAGGUGAGCUAUAGGCUGCUAGUGGACCCUGGUAGUAACAUCCAUGAGCUCUUUGCCAUUGAUAGUGAAACUGGCUGGAUCACCACACUCCAGGAACUUGACUGUGAGACCAGCCAGACAUACCGCUUUUAUGUGGUAGCCUAUGACCAUGGCCAGACCAUCCAGCUAUCUUCUCAGGUCCUCGUUGAAGUCUCCAUUACAGAUGAGAAUGACAAUCCUCCCCGUUUUGCUUCUGAAGACUACAGAGGAUCUGUGGUUGAGAACAGUGAACCUGGGGAACUUGUGACCACUCUUAAAACCUUGGAUGCUGAUAUCUCUGAGCAGAACAGACAGGUCAACUGUUACAUCACAGAGGGAGACCCCCUGGGCCAGUUUGGCAUCAGCCAAGUUGGAGAUGAGUGGAGGGUUUUCACGAGGAAGACUCUGGACCGUGAGCACACGGCCAAGUACUGGCUCAGGAUCACAGCUUCCGACGGCAAGUUCCAGGUUUGGGUGCGUGUGGAGGUCUUUGUCCUGGACAUCAAUGAUAACAGCCCUCAGUGCUCGCAGCUUCUCUAUACUGGCAAAGUCAGUGAAGAUAUAUCUCCAGGACACUUCAUUUUGAAAGUUUCUGCAACAGACUUGGACUCAGAUACCAAUGCUCAGAUCACAUAUUCUCUGCAUGGUCCUGGGGCAGAUGAAUUUAAGCUGGAUUCUCAUACAGGGGAGCUGACCGCAGUAACAGCCUUAGACCGAGAAAGGAAGGAUGCAUAUAGCCUUGUUGCCAAGGCGACGGAUGGAGGCGGCCAAUCAUGCCAGGCAGAUGUGACCCUCCACGUGGAGGAUGUGAAUGACAACGCCCCCCAUUUCUUUCCCAGCCACUGUGCUGUGGCUGUCUUCGACAACACCACGGUUAAGACCCCCGUGGCUGUGGUUUUGGCUCGGGAUUCCGACCAAGGUGCCAAUGCCCAGGUGGUUUACUCCCUGACGGACUCUGCUGAAGGCCACUUUUCCAUCGAGGCCACCACAGGUGUGAUCCGGCUGGAGAAGCCACUGCGGGUCAAGCCGCAGGCAGCCCUGGAGCUCACGGUCCGUGCCUCUGACCUGGGUUCCCCGAUACCUCUGUCCACACUGGGCACGGUCACCAUAUCUGUGGUGGGCCUCGAUGACUACCUGCCCAUGUUCCUGAACACUGAGCACAGCGUGCAGGUGCCUGAGAAUGCCCGGCUUGGCACAGAGGUGCUGCAGCUGGCCACCCUCACUCGCCCGGGUGCCAAGAAGAACGGCUACCGUUUGGUCAGCGGGAAUGAGCAGGGGAUGUUCCGCCUGGAUGGCCGCACAGGGACCCUGUACACCAACAGGAGCCUGGACUUUGAGACAAGCCCCAAGUACUUCCUGUCCAUCGAGUGUGGCCGGAAAGACGCCUCCUCCCUCAGCGACAUGACUACGGUCGUGGUCAGCAUCACUGACAUCAACGAACACCGGCCCAGAUUCCCCCAGGAGCUGUACAGCACAAGGGUCUUAGAGAAUGCCAUCGUGGGCGAUGUCGUGCUCACAGUGUCAGCAACUGAUGAAGAUGGACCCAUAAAUAGUGCCAUCACCUACAGCCUGAUAGAAGGGAAUCAGCUUGGGCACUUUGCCAUCCAUCCCAAGAAGGGGGAACUACAGGUAGUCAAAGCCCUGGAUUGGGAACAGACUUCUAGCUAUUCCCUGAGGCUCCGAGCCACAGACAGCGGGCAGCCUGCACUGCAUGAGGAUACAGACAUUGCCAUCCAAGUGGUUGACGUCAAUGAUAACCCACCAAGGUUCUUUCAGCUCAACUACAGCACCUCUGUUCAGGAGAACUCCCCCAUUGGCAGCAAAGUCCUGCAACUCAUCCUGAGUGACCCAGACUCCCCAGAGAACGGUCCCCCUUACUCAUUCCGAAUCACAAAGGGGAACGACGGCUCUGCCUUCCGAGUGACCCGAGAUGGGUGGCUGGUGACCACUGCGGGCCUGAGCAGGACAGCCCAGGAAUGGUAUCAGCUUCUGAUCGAGGUAGCGGACAGCGGCAUCCCGCCCCUCUCAUCCUCAGCAUCGGUCAGAGUCCACGUCAAGGAGCAGAGCCGCUAUCCGCCCUCGGCCCUCCCUUUGGAGAUCUUCAUCACCAUCAGGGAGCAGGAGUUCCAGGGUGGCAUGGUGGGCAAAAUCCAUGCCACAGACCGAGACCCCCAGGACACGCUGACCUACAGCCUGGCAGGAGAGGAGACCCUGGGCAGGCGCUUUUCGGUGGGCGCACCUGAUGGGAAGAUUAUUGCCACCCAGGGACUGCCUCGAGGCCGCUAUGCAUUCAAUGUCACAGUCAGCGAUGGGACCUUCACUGCCACUGCUGGGGUCCACGUCCAUGUGUGGCACAUGGGGCAGGAGGCUCUGCAGCAGGCCCUGUGGAUGGGCUUCCAGCAGCUCACCCCAGAGGAGCUGGUGAGUGACCACUGGCGGAACCUGCAGAGGUUCCUCAGCAACAAGCUGGACAUCAGACGAGCCGACAUCCACCUGGCCAGCCUUCAGCCUGCAGAGGCCACGGCUGGUGUGGACGUGCUUCUGGUUUUUGAGGGGCAUUCUGGAACCUUCUACAAGCUCCAGGACCUGGCAUCCAUCAUCACUCGCUCAGCCAAGGAGAUGGAGCAUGCAGUGGGAAUUCAAAUGAGGUCAGACAUGCCCUUGAUGCCCUGCCAGGGCCCAAGCUGCCAGGGCCAAAUAUGCCAAGAGACCGUGCACCUGGACCCCAGGGUGGGGCCCACGUACAGCACAGCCAGGCUCAGCAUCCUAACCCCGCAGCACCGCCUGGAGAGGAACUGCUCCUGCAGUGGUACUGCUGCAAGGUUCCGCGGUCAGAGCUUUGGGCGGUAUGGUCUCCCAGAGGCUCAGAAAUGGCACAUCCGCUUCCGUCUGAAAACACUUCAGUCACAGGCCGUUCUCCUGUUUAGCAACGAGACAGUGUGUGUCUCGCUGAAGCUGGUCAAUGGAGUGCUCCAACUGGAAUACCGUUGCCCAGGUGGUUUCUAUGGAAAUCUCUCCUCCUGGCUCCACGUGAAUGACCAAGAGUGGCACUCAAUUCUAGUGGAGGAGACAGACACUUCGAUUCGCCUGGUGGUUGAUAGCUCAGGCAACACCUCCCUUGUGCUUCCAGAAAACUGCCGGGGUCUGAGGCCGAAAAGAGACCUCUUUCUGGGCGGCCUCGUCCUCUUGCAUUCAUCUCCAAAUGUCUCCCAGGGCUUCGAGGGCUGCCUGGAUGAAGUCGUGAUCAAUGGAGAGGCGCUGGAGCUGCUGGUCCAUGGCAGGAAAGCAGCAGGCUUGUCGGAGAGGCAGGCUCUCACCCAGUGCUGCUUGCACAGUGAGAACUGCAGCCAGAACCCAUGUCUCAAUGGGGGCAGGUGCUCACAGUCCCACAGGGCAGGCUAUGUCUGCAAGUGUCCCCCCCAGUUCUCUGGGAGGCACUGUGAACAAAGAAGGGAAAACUGUACUUUGACACCCUGCCUGGAAGGUGGCACUUGCAUCUCCUCCCCUGAAGGAGCCUCCUGUAACUGCCCUCACCCUUACACGGGAGACAGGUAA